AUGGAGGACUGGAGGAGAAUCGACAUAGAUGCUUAUGAUCCGGAUAGGGGGCUUACUGAAGAAGACCUGAGACCGGCAGCUGCUCCGGUUACAUCCCAGGAAGUCUCGACGAAGGCCCAACAGGUACGCACACUCAGCGGCCGUGGAUCGUUCGGAGAUUCGUUGGCAUAUGCUCUCACGGAUCCUCCGUAUGGAGCUGAUGAAGGAUCCAAAGCACUUUACUUGUCUUCAGUGUUGGAGGCUCUUCAGGGAGUCAAGCAAUCUGAGAUCCCCGAGGUGGUGAAGUCUUUGGACCGUGACCAGCAGGAUGCGCUGAUCAAAGUUAUUUACAGAGGAAUGGAAACUAAGGAUGGGCAGAAGCAAGGUGGUUUACUUCUUUCGUGGUUCGACAAGACGAUUGAGGUGACUGGAAAUGGACCUAUCGUGAGGUAUAUGAGUGAUAAGCGGGUGCUGUAA
This is a messenger RNA of Kuraishia capsulata CBS 1993, 456 nucleotides long. RefSeq lists its product as uncharacterized. Gene Ontology annotation, cellular component: actin cytoskeleton; cytoplasm; Arp2/3 protein complex. NCBI's taxonomy places the organism in Eukaryota, Fungi, Ascomycota, Pichiomycetes, Pichiales, Pichiaceae. The coding region runs from base 1 to 456 and encodes 151 amino acids. The transcript has a single exon. Gene Ontology annotation, biological process: regulation of actin filament polymerization; Arp2/3 complex-mediated actin nucleation. The record is from RefSeq and is a predicted model, not a curated record. Gene Ontology annotation, molecular function: actin filament binding.